UAUAAGCCCCAGAACAGCAAACAAGUGCACGGUCAAAACCAUGUAAUCAAGAUGAAGGCCUCUUCAUACUGAGAUUACACACCCCAUUGCCUCCAAUCACAAACAAGGACGACAGGAACGCAAGUUAGGAGUCAUCUGAUUUUGCAAGGAUUGACAAAGCAUGGCUAACAACAAUCCAGCAGAGAAAACAAGAACUGCAUGGGAUUUGAAAAGUCAGCUUUGUUUUUGUGCUUUGGAUUUGAAGUUGAUUAAAUAAUCGAAAAGGCUAGGCUAUUAGGUCAUGAUUUCUAUGUUACAGCUGUCCAGCUCAGGUUGACAGACAGUCUGCAAGGCCUGCUGAUUGAAGAAGAGAGGCAGAGGAAAUCUCUGUGGUUAGCACAGCAACCGUCAAUGGAUUGUGAAAAGAGACAUGAUCAAAGGCAGAAAAAGAGCAUUUAGAAAGCUUCCUUUUGGUAGAGUUUGAUGACAUUGUAUUGAUACAUAUUGAGCAGUUGUCCUAAUCACUGUAAGUUUGCCAGAGAGUGUUACUGCUUCGCAUAAAACUUAAAUGGAUUUUUCUACAAGCUGGGCAUGUUAAAAGCAAUCAUGAAAGGGUCACUGCUGUUCAUUUCAAGUAUCAUCAUACUAGCAGAUGUGGCAAAUGGUUGUCCUCCAAAAUGCCUAUGCCACCAGUUUUCAAGGACAGUGGAUUGCCGGAACCGACGACUUACUGAAAUCCCUUUACACUUACCGGUUGGAACUCACAUACUGCUUUUAUCAAAUAAUCGUAUUCAGAAAAUCAGUCAACAUGCUUUCACUGAUACAUCAGCUCUAAAAAUUCUGGAUUUAUCUAAUAAUUCCAUCUCAGGUUUAUUGCCCGGCACAUUCAAAGACCUGCAAAACCUACAGAUUCUAAACCUCACUAAAAACUAUAUUGGAUAUGUAGACAACAAGACCUUUAGUUUCCUUCCACGCCUAAAAGAACUGGAUUUAUCAUUUAACAAUAUAUUCAGUCUGCCAGGAACAUUAGGAAAUAACACAAGGCACAUAACUUUAUUAUCUCUGAAGCAUAAUAAACUCCAAAAAAUAGAAAGACUUCUAUUGGAAUCACUUCCAAAUCUGAAAGUAGUUCUUUUCAAAGGUAAUUUCUGGCAGUGCAAUUGUGAAGUAUUUGGCCUUAAAUUGUGGUUGGAAAGUUUUCUCUAUAGAGGAGGCAUUAGUGAUGCUGUAAUCUGUUCUUCACCUGAAAACCGGAGAGGAAAAGAUGUCCUCAGAAUCCCUUAUGAGUUGUAUGGGAUCUGCUCUCCUGCAGUUUCUCAAGUUCAACAGGCCAAUAUCCAUCACUAUUCUGAGCACAGAAGUUCCCUGAAGCAUGGCCACCCCAGUGAAUAUGGAGGAGAUGGCAGCCGCUCACAUUGUGAACCUAAGCCAAAGCCACGUCCUGUGAGCUUGCGACAUGCACUGGCCACUGUAAUAAUAACUGGAGUGAUCUGUGGGAUUGUGUGUCUCAUGAUGUUGGCUGCUGCUGUAUAUGGCUGUGCUUAUGCAGCCAUGACUGCAAAAUACCACCGGGAGCACCCACCCCUUGGCAAGGAGACAGUGAGCCAAAGUGGGGAAAGAACAGUUUGAGAGUUGGGUUAAGAUUUCACAAACAACCAUCCCCCUGAUAUAGGGCUGACUUACAAGUCAGUUACUUUUGUUUUUUCAUUUUUUCAUAUUUAAUUUUUUCACUUGCAGAUAAACCUAAGAGGGAGCUGUCAAAGGGAGCAAAUGGACUCCUCCAGCACAUUAUUUCAUUCUAUAAUAUACAGAGAGAAAGAUGUUUGUAGCAUAAACCUUCAUAGAUUCAAUAUUUCAUCAGAUGCAUCUGAUACAUCAGAUGAAGUAGACUGGAACUAUGAAAACGUAUGAUACAAACUUCAGUCUCUUGCUGGUCACAAAUGUAAUGCAAGGUUCCUUUGUAUGCUAAUGAAGACAAAACAGCAAUGCUUCUGAAUGAAUUAUUUGGGCUUUUCAAAAACAGUUGUCUUUGUGUGUGUCCAACUAUUAUUGAGCACUCAUUCUCUGCCCAUGCAGGAUGAGAGGGUUUACUUAUUAAUUUUUAGAAAUACUGCUCUAUCCCCACACAUGGCUACAAGGUGGGGAUAAUGAAUAAAAUCAUGAUCGGAGAGCAAAAGAUUUUAAACCCCCACUUUGUGUAUUAUGGGAGAGGCUGGAGGACAGCAAAAAUUAGAGAAAUAAAAAGAACAAU
This is a messenger RNA of Anolis sagrei ordinatus, 2230 nucleotides long. It is a transcript of the gene LRTM1, whose product is annotated as leucine rich repeats and transmembrane domains 1. NCBI's taxonomy places the organism in Eukaryota, Metazoa, Chordata, Lepidosauria, Squamata, Anolidae. Gene Ontology annotation, cellular component: plasma membrane; extracellular matrix. The record is from RefSeq and is a predicted model, not a curated record. Gene Ontology annotation, molecular function: protein binding.